UCUAUGGCUCUCAGCUUGCACGGAUGGGCAGAGGCAUGUCUUUGCCUAAUUUAGUGGAGCCAAAAAUUUAUCCAUAUGAAAUGCUCGCAGUUACCAACAGGAGUCGAGUGAAACUUCCCAGGGACAUAGACAGGACAAACCUUGAGCGGCAUCUGUCACCUGAUUCAUUCUUUGACAUUUUUGGCAUGGAGCUCCACGAAUUUGACCGACUUCCUCUUUGGAAACGCAAUGAAAUGAAGAAAAAAGUGGAUCUUUUCUAAAUACUGCCUUCCUUACGUUGCUUGUGGAUGAGAUGCGUUAUAUGUGACGUUCCGAUAACCUGAAAAGUGUCACCAACCACCGCGUUUAUUCAUGUGUGCUUUCAACUUUAUCUCUGACCUUAUUGUACACUUAUCACGGUGUAUGUACCUCAAAGCACAAACGAACACAGUAAUACAGACGCUUAGAGUAUAACUUUGGUAUUAGAGUUUGUUCAUUUUGACAAUUCAACAUGUUUUCAUUUCUGUAAAAGACAAGUUUCUUCUUAAAUGUGUAUUCUAAGGACAAAGCAAAAAAUAAUCCAGUAUUACUAUGUAUUCCAGAUUAUAGUUGUUUACUAUCAUUAUAUUUUUGUAAUGUAGCCAUGUAUUCUUUUAUUUGGGCUUGGGCUAAGUAAAAUGAUAAUUUAAGAUGCUUUAAUGAGGAGAGUAUGAAGGUUUUUACAUGUGUUAUGUUAGGUAAGACAAUAUUUCACUGCUCUGAGUAUGGUGUUUUACCCUAUAAGCACAGUCUCUCAAAUCCCAACCCACUACCUUUAUAAAAACAAACAAACAAACAAACAAAAAAACAGCUUCACUUCUUUGCCAUGUUGAAUUUUAAUGACGGAAUAAACCCACAGUAUGACUUCAAUUAUUU
This is a messenger RNA of Periophthalmus magnuspinnatus, 894 nucleotides long. RefSeq names its product actin-binding LIM protein 1-like. The coding region runs from base 24 to 260 and encodes 78 amino acids. Gene Ontology annotation, molecular function: actin filament binding. The transcript has 3 exons. The record is from RefSeq and is a predicted model, not a curated record. Gene Ontology annotation, biological process: cilium assembly; cytoskeleton organization; lamellipodium assembly. Gene Ontology annotation, cellular component: actin cytoskeleton; stress fiber. Lineage: Eukaryota; Metazoa; Chordata; Actinopteri; Gobiiformes; Gobiidae.